Messenger RNA from Lineus longissimus, 1674 nucleotides. RefSeq lists its product as uncharacterized. The record is from RefSeq and is a predicted model, not a curated record. The coding region runs from base 1 to 1674 and encodes 557 amino acids. Lineage: Eukaryota; Metazoa; Nemertea; Pilidiophora; Heteronemertea; Lineidae. The transcript has a single exon.
AUGUAUGACAUAGGAGGAUUCGAGCUGGCAAAAUCGGUCACAAACUCAGCAGAAUUGAUGCAGUUGAUUCCAGAGGAUAGACGGGCAAAGUCUGUGAAGGAGCUGGAUUUAGACAUCUCAGGAGGAGAGAUUGGCACCCAGGAGAGAGUCCUUGGUGUAAGCUGGGAAAUUCAAGAUGACAGCUUCAUGUUCAAGACAAGGAAGAAAGACAGGCCUUUGACAAGACGAGGCCUCCUAGGACAUAUUGCAUCGCUGUUCGAUCCAGAGGGCAGCAUUGCCCCGGUAACGUUGAAACCUAAACAGAUCUUGCAGAGGAAUACCAGAAAUGGGAGUGGAUGGGAUGAUCCGCUGGUACCAGGGGAUGCUGAGGAGAUAGAAAGGUGGCUGGAGUCCAUCUCAAAGCUGUCUGAAGUUAAGAGACCGCGCUACAUUGUCCCAAAAGGAUUCGGAGAGAUCAAGUCAAGACAGCUACAUGUAAUGUCCGAUGGAUCGGAAUCGGGAUACGGCUACGUACUGUUCGCUUAUCAUGUCAACAGUGAAGGAAAGAUUCAUGUCAGCUUUGUAUUGGCCAAGACGCUAGUAACACCGGCGAAGAAGAAGACAAUACCUCGAAUAGAAUUGCAGGCAGCCCUUCUAUCGAUGGGAGCGAUCAGAUUCGUCGUGAAUGAGUCGGAUGUGCACUGGGACUCGAUCUAUCAGUGGGUCGAUAGCACCGCUGUGCUAGCUAUGCUAAAAAAUCAUAGCAGAAGAUUUAAACCUUACUGCGCCAACCGGUUACAAGAAAUCAGAGACACGGCAGAGGAACUAAAAGUCAACAUGAGACAUGUCCCAGGUACAAUGAAUAUUGCAGACAUAUGCAGUAGAGGACUCGACAUGGACAAGUUUUUUGAGUAUGGACAGUUCUACAAUGGACCAGAGUUUUUAUGGGGUCCACCAGAGGCAUGGCCAGUAUGUCCAGCUAUGGAGGAGCUUCCAGAUGAUUACCCUGAGUUCAAGAGGGAUGUGACAGUUGCAGCAGUAGAGAGGAUGGACAUAGCUGAGGACCAGGAUGGGACAUUCAUGAAAAUGGUCGAGCCUCACUCCGAUUGGACCAAGUUGAGGUUGUCGACUGCAUGGUUGCUGCGAUUCAAGACGUGGUGCCUACAGACGAAGUGUGGGAAGCGAAUCCAGGAGUACACAGGACUGAAGGGACCGAUAACAGUCAAGGAGAUUACGAGUGCUGAAAUAGCAAUUGUCUCUUACGUGCAGCAAUCAGUCUACAAGGAGGAGAUAGGCAAGAUUGGAAAGGUGGGACCAAAAAUGAAGAAAACGCAGCUGCACAAAUUACAGCCAUUUGUGGACGGAGCUGGCUCACUCAGAGUCGGAGGACGACUAACGGAGAGUAACCUACCUUACUCGGAGAAGCAUCAACUGAUCUUGCCUCAGAAACACCAUCUGUCUGUAGUAGUGGCUCGGUAUUAUCACGUUGCUUUCACUCAUGCACCACCGAGGACACUACUGUACCUGCUGAGAAAGCGUUACUGGAUAAUACAUGGGACGCAGCUAGCACACAUGACACAGGAAAGAUGCAUCACGUGCAUCAGGUCAUUGGCAAAUCCCAAGGAACAGUUGCAAGGAGUAUUACCAAAGGGAAGAGUGGCAUCAGGAAACCUAUGGUUUGAGACAGGUUGCUGA